AUGCUUAUGAACUGCUGUUUAUUGUUGGUAGCAUUUCGUGGUUUGCGUAGCAUUGGCUCAGGAGACGUUCUUUUGCUAUCGGAGGCUCGUAUUAUACCUCCAUAUCCAAUGACAUGGAAAAACUUCAACAGUAAAACAUGGAAAUUGCAUAAGAAAACGGUCCGGCUUUCGUACGCUCGCAUGAUGAUUGCUGGCUCGUUCUUCAGUGGAGCACUUGACUACGACUCACAAGAAGUUCAAAAUAUUCUCAUUAUCGGCCUAGGUGGAGGCAUCAUCAAUAAUUUUUAUAGUACAAUUCAGGAUUUAAAUGUGAGUACCGCUUCCUUUUCACUCCACUGUUAUUGA
This is a messenger RNA of Cooperia oncophora, 345 nucleotides long. Lineage: Eukaryota; Metazoa; Nematoda; Chromadorea; Rhabditida; Trichostrongylidae. The record is from the annotation of a GenBank genome assembly.